GCCCUAUAAAAGAGAACAAUCAGCCAAACCUGUUCCAAUUUCCAAACAGAAGCAUAUGCCAUCGUCAUCGCUUCAAAGCGUGAAUAUCCUUUCCCUCGCCUUCUCAGUCUGCGAAUCUAGAAUUUCAAGAGAGAGAGAGAGAAUGGAGGCGAUUGGGAUCGAAAACCAACCUGAAGCUCUGCGAUCGCAUCUCGCCGUUCGUUGCGCCAAAGCCGCAUUGUUCCUUUCGCGUCUGAAAUUCCCCCGAAAUCGCUCAACGUACUCAACAACCUUCACCGAACACCAGGGAAGGGAGAUGGAGUUGAGUAGGACGGUGGAGGAUCUGAGGAGGAAACUGGUGAGGGAGAGAUUGAAGAAUCGGAGGGUGAAGCUUUGCGGCGUGAUGGAGUUGCUUCUGCAGAUGGUGCUUUUGCUGUCUCUGUGGACUCUCUGUUUGAUGCUCGUCCUCAAAUUCCUCUGAGAAAUUUGUCACAUCGUAAUCACCUAUUACACCAUGUUCGCUGACGAUCUGAGAUCGAUAUGAGCUAGUAAUUCGAAAUACUGUUAGGAAACAUUUUGAUCCACUACAUACAUAGUCGCUUGUAUGCAUAAGCAAGGAUGAUCUUUCGCAUGCUGUAGAUGAACACCACAUCGCCGGCAUUGUCCGUCAUUUAGAGCUCACUUUCAUUUUAAUUGCAGUGGUAUGAAUAGAAAUUAAAAACAAGCUUAUUUUGAAUUCUA
This is a messenger RNA of Rhododendron vialii, 720 nucleotides long. RefSeq lists its product as uncharacterized. Lineage: Eukaryota; Viridiplantae; Streptophyta; Magnoliopsida; Ericales; Ericaceae. The transcript is spliced from 2 exons. The record is from RefSeq and is a predicted model, not a curated record. Bases 56 to 460 code for a protein of 134 amino acids.